Zootermopsis nevadensis is the source of this 4704-nucleotide messenger RNA. RefSeq names its product Protein transport protein Sec24AB (gene Sec24AB). NCBI's taxonomy places the organism in Eukaryota, Metazoa, Arthropoda, Insecta, Blattodea, Termopsidae. Gene Ontology annotation, biological process: endoplasmic reticulum to Golgi vesicle-mediated transport; intracellular protein transport; COPII-coated vesicle cargo loading. The record is from RefSeq and is a predicted model, not a curated record. Gene Ontology annotation, molecular function: SNARE binding; zinc ion binding. Gene Ontology annotation, cellular component: endoplasmic reticulum exit site; COPII vesicle coat.
CCGUGCAAUGGACUGUGGGAGCGGUGCCACGUAAUAUGUGACAACUUCCGAUUACAAGUCAUAUCAUAUGUGUCGUGAUGAGCGAAAACGUGAAAAUUGAAGCAUAACACGAGUUUUAAGUCGAACUUGUGGACACUUGGAUGUACUUGAUUGAAGUGACGUGGAAUGCUAAGGUUCGUCAUGGCUCAGAUUUUGGCUACUUUAAUGAGAGGAGCCGAAAUGAGCAACACUUAACCAAUUUCGAGUUACAGGUCUCAAUACAACAUAACAAAUGGCCCAACCAAGUGGAUAUUCCAAUGUCUUGGCACCUUCUGCAGCACAAGGAAUUCCUGUUGUGGUUCCACCACAGCCUAGUCUUAUUCCCAAUGGACAGCCACCUCAGUGGAAUCGCCCUCCAACCUUCCCACAUGCUGUGAAACCCAGACCUUCUCCAGCUGGAAUUAAUGUAGCCACUUCUAUUACAUCUAAUGGAACACCAACUCCAUCCAGUUACAGCCAUCCAGGCAGCUUAUCUUCACAUUCUUCAAGAGACCCUUCACCCAUUCCUUCUGAUCGCCAUGGUGAGAAUCUUUCCAGUUCAUCACCAAAUCUUACCAUGACCAAUACUCAACAUCCACAUCAGAGAAGUCAUCCAUAUCAGCACUCAACAACACCUCCAGUGUUGAAUACUUCAUCAAAGAGAGAUUCCCCAGGAAUGGUUUUAAAUACUUCCCAACGCAGGAUUAUACAGCAUCCUGUAGGACAUUCUGUGUCUUCAGUUUAUAAUGCACCAGUAAUUCCACCAUCUCCUGUCACCCAAAAUUCUGGCCAGGCAAAAUCAGUAGUUGGACUACAGAAUGCUUCAAGCCCUCUGUUAACAUCAGAUUGUUCAUUUUCUGCAGCUGAGUGGAGUAAUCACACCAUGACAUCAAGCUCACAUCAGGUAGCACCCCUUGAAACCGGUUACUCCCAAGAAGUGAUUUCUCAAAAUGUUGUUUCACAGAACAUUCCUUCACAAUUUAAUCGAAGUAAUCAACAACAAAGGUUAGGGACUAGUCAUUUGCCUCCAAAUAUUCAUCCACAAAAUUUAGAAUCAAAUUCUAAUCAACAGAAUUUUGAUGGAAGAUCAGGACCCCCACAGAACUUGUUGGCAGGAGUAAGCUAUGCUCCUCCUUACACGCAGAUAACAACUAGCGUUAUCAGUGGCCCACCACUGCAGCAUCAGCUAUUGUCUCGACAGGGUACAGGAUUGCCACACCAAAGUAUACAAGGCCAGAAUUCUACUAUGUCUUCUCCUGUGCCAAGGACAAAUGCUCAAAGCUUUGUACCAAACCAGUUGUUGAACAAACCAUGUAGCCAGUCAGGGCCAGCUUUUGGUAUGUUACCAAUGCCAGGUCCACCAGUUGGUACAAAUACAGCCCAGCAAUCAAUGCAGCCAUCACUUAUGGGUCAACACAUGACCCAGCCUGGAAUUCUGUCUCAUAAGGGCACCUCCCAGAUACAGCCAGGAAUCCCAUCAGUUACUGGAGAUGCUCAGAAACCUCCUAGCAUGGGCUAUCCACAGCCUCCAAUGCCUAAUCAGUUUCCAGUACAUCCUCAACAGGGUACAGCUCAGUAUGAUAGUGGCCAUCAUUUUGGGAGACGUUACCCUCAGCAGCAAACAUACCAGCAGAGGGGCCAAACUAGUGGAGAUAUUCCAACAUCACAGAUGUCAGGGUUGUCUGUUACACAGAUGGGUUUCAACAAACUCUGGGGAAUGGAAAGUAUUGAUCUCCUUCAAAAUAGAAAUGUUUUGCCUACAGGAAAAGUUGAAGUACCAAAAGUUAGAUUACAUCAGGAGUUCUUAAAUAGUGUUAAUUGUAGUCCUGAAAUUUUUAGAUGUACUUUAACAAAAGUUCCAGGAACAAAUUCUCUUUUGCAAAAGUCAAGAUUGCCAUUAGGAAUUCUUAUUCAUCCCUUUAAGGAUUUAAAUAACUUGCCUGUUAUCCAGUGUAGUACCAUUGUGCGAUGCCGGUCAUGCAGAACAUACAUCAACCCGUUUGUCUAUUUUGUUGAUCACAAGAGAUGGAAAUGCAACUUAUGCUUCAGAGUCAAUGAACUUCCUGAAGAAUUCCAGUAUGAUCCAGUGACCAAAACAUAUGGUGAUCCCACUAGAAGACCAGAAAUUAAAUCUUCUACCAUUGAAUAUAUAGCUCCAUCAGAAUAUAUGCUCCGACCACCACAACCAGCUGUAUACCUGUUCCUGUUAGAUGUAUCUAGGCUAGGAGUUGAAUGUGGUUAUCUUCGCAUGUUCUGUGACAUUUUACUAGAAGAGUUGGAUAAAUUGCCUGGCGAUGGCAGGACACAAAUAGGAUUCAUCACAUAUGACAGUAGCAUUCAUUUCUAUAAUCUUGCAGAGGGACUGAACCAGCCUCAGCAGAUGAUUGUUGUGGAUACUGAAGAUGUGUUCUUGCCAUGUCCUGACAAUUUGUUGGUAAACUUUGCUGAAAGUCGAGAGCUAGUGAAGGAUCUCCUGAAGCAGUUGCCAACAAUAUUCCUCAAUUCACAUGAUACAAAUUCAUCUCUAGGGCCAGCGCUGCAGGCUGCUUAUAAACUGAUGGCACCAACUGGUGGCCGAGUGACGGUAUUCCAGUCCUGUUUGCCCAACCAUGGACCUGGGUUACUUACUGUUCGUGAAGAUCCAAGCCAACGUGCUGGUAAAGAGGCACCACAUCUUAAUCCUGCCACUGAUUUCUACAAGCGGCUAGCUCUUGAUUGCUCAGGACAGCAAGUUGCUGUCGAUCUUUUCCUUAUCAACAGCCAGUACAGUGAUCUGGCCACACUUUCGGGUAUAUCACGAUUCUCAGGAGGUUGUAUCUUCCACUUCCCACUCUUCAAGGCAUCUGACACAGUACUGUCAGAUAGUUUUAAGCGUUCUUUUAGGCGGUACCUCACCAGGAAGAUUGGCUUCGAAGCUGUUAUGAGGAUAAGAUGCAGCAGGGGUUUGGCAAUACAUACGUUCCAUGGCAAUUUCUUUGUAAGGUCAACAGACUUAUUGUCUUUGCCAAAUGUGAAUCCUGAUGCUGGGUUUGGUAUGCAAGUGUCUGUUGAAGAAAGCCUGUCUGAUUUGCAGAAUGUCUGCUUCCAAGCAGCUCUUUUGUAUACUUCAAGCAAAGGGGAACGCCGAAUUCGGGUGCAUACGCUCUGUUUGCCGGUUGCUGCUAACUUAAGUGAUAUUUUAUAUUCUGCUGAUCAGCAGUGUAUAGUUGGACUGCUUGCAAAAAUGGCUGUUGACAGAUCACAUACGUCCUCACUCUCAGAUGCCAGGGAUGCAUUUAUUAAUGUGGCUGUUGAUGUUCUGUCUGCAUAUAAGUUGAUACAAUCCAGUGGAGGUCCUACCAGUUUGCUCACUCCCAGCAGUCUUCAGUUGCUGCCUCUCUAUAUAUUAGCACUCCUUAAAUAUGUUGCUUUCAGAACAGGUCAGAGUACACGGCUGGAUGAUCGUCUGUUUGCCAUGUGUCAGAUGAAGACCCUACCUUUGACAAACCUCAUCCAAGCCAUCUACCCAGACAUGUAUCCUGUACACUAUCUGGAUGACAAGAGUUGUGCUGAAGUAGAUAUUGAAGGCACUCUUGUACCCCAGCCUCCUCAUCUCCAUUUGUCAGCAGAGAAACUGGACUCCCAUGGAGCAUUCCUUAUGGAUGUUGGUGACCACAUGAUGAUGUAUGUUGGUCACAAUAUCAGCAGUCAGUUCUGCACUGCUGUUCUGGGUGUUCCAUGCUUCUCUCACAUACCAGAAGAAAUGUAUGAACUACCCGAGAUAGAAAGCCCAGAGUCAGAAAGGCUACGAAACUUUGUGAAUCACUUACAGAAUGAGAAACCUUACCAAACAAUGCUCCAAGUGAUCAGGGAUGACAGUUGUUAUCGAGGGAAGUUCGUUGACCGACUAAUUGAGGAUCGUACUGAAUCAGCAGUGUCUUAUUAUGAAUUCCUGCAGCACCUCAAGACAAAUGUCAAGUGAUCAUUCACUAUAAGUUACAUGAUUUUUGAAAGUAAAUGUGUGUUAUAUAUAUAUAUACACACACACACACUGUUUGUAGGGUAACAAAUAAUUACUACUGGUUUAAAUAGUAGCGCACCUAUAUUUAAAACAACAGAAGUUCAACAUUCUAAAGAAAGAGGAAAUCUUUUUUCAUAACCUUUUGUUGCAUAUGAACCUACAGGAUGUUUGCCAUUUAAAUAUGAAUGGCUGUAUUGGAAGUUGUAAGAAAUGUGAUAGUUGAAGAUGAUAAUUCUGUUAUAUACUUGGGCAUAAUAAUAUACAUAUUUAUUUAUUGUGUUGGCAAUGUGUAUACAUGAUUUGAAGCAGUGGUUUUCUUUGGCCUACUGUUUGUUGUAAUACAGUAAGGAAAGUGAACUGCUUUUUGUGUGUAUGUGUGUGAGAUAUUGAACUAUGUAACCUAAUGGCCAAAGUAUAUCUUUGCAAGGUUUUAGUCAGUUGUGGGGUUAUGAUUUUUGUAAUAUAUUAUAAUCAUUAUACAGUAAGCAAGUGUAAACCCAGAUAAAUAGUUAAGUCUUUCUUUUUGGCUUUGCAUUGAUUGGACAGAAUUUUACAUGCCAUUACUAGAAUUAAAACUAUGGUAUUAUUUUAAUGAAAUGUAGAUAGAAAGUUGUUAUAUAAAACUUGAGUGGUGUGUGUAUUAUUAGGUAAAGAAGUGAAUGAAAGAAUAAAAGCCUGAGAUUGUA